Messenger RNA from Electrophorus electricus (electric eel), 1950 nucleotides. RefSeq names its product asparaginyl-tRNA synthetase 2, mitochondrial (gene nars2). The record is from RefSeq and is a predicted model, not a curated record. Gene Ontology annotation, biological process: asparaginyl-tRNA aminoacylation. Gene Ontology annotation, molecular function: asparagine-tRNA ligase activity; nucleic acid binding; ATP binding. NCBI's taxonomy places the organism in Eukaryota, Metazoa, Chordata, Actinopteri, Gymnotiformes, Gymnotidae. Gene Ontology annotation, cellular component: mitochondrion.
GUGUGUUGGGAGUAGUUUGAAUGUCACAGCAUGUUGAAAACCAUUUCGCUUAUUAAAUUAGUGUUUCGUCGUGCUAUUUUUUAAUCCUGAUUUCCUAACAAUAAUUUCACCAUUUAUUUACGUACUUACACAUGGACGCAAGUAAUUAUUUGAAUCCAAAAUUAAAGCAGGUUUCUUGAAGGAGAGCCGUGUUGAUUUCCCUCUCCCUGUGAGGAGGAGGGUGAUUAUGAUGACUCCCUUCAUGCUUUUACGGAGAUUCUGUCCUCCGCCGUGUGGUCGUAGAUGGAUUUUUUCCAGCAAACAUCACUAUUGCAGCUCAGCAACGAAAAUUAGGAUACGCGAUGCCCUCACCAGCCUGCACACCGGGGCAAUGGUCAGCAUCCAGGGCUGGGUACGCUCUGUCAGAUCACAGAAGAACAACCUCUUUCUGCAUGUGAGUGAUGGAAGUUCCUUGGAACCUCUCCAAGUGGUAGCCAGUGCAGACUUAAACACCAGAGGCCUCACUUUUGGCUGUGCUGUUGACAUCACGGGAAGCUUGGAAAAGAGCCCCAGCCAAAGACAGACUGUGGAAUUACAAGCCCAUCAUAUUAAAGUGGUUGGGGAGUGCAAUCCUGUGGACUUUCCCUUUAAGAUCAAAGGCCAUCAUUCCCUGGAAUAUAUCAGACAGUUUCCUCACCUGAGGUGCAGAACAAAUACCUUCAGUUCUCUGCUAAGGAUACGCAGUGAGGCCACAGCUGCUGUCCACUCGUAUUUCAGGGAUAACGGCUUUGUGCAAAUCCACACGCCUGUGAUUACGUCAAACGACUGUGAAGGGGCAGGGAACCUCUUCCAGGUCGAACCUGCAGGCAGUGACGACAUUGCGGAUAAAGACGACCAUUUCUUCUCUGUACCUUCCUACCUAACCGUUUCCGCGCAGCUGCACCUAGAAGUGAUGGCUGGGGCUUUCCCGGCUGUUUACUCAUUUGGCCCCGCAUUUCGAGCAGAGAACUCCCAGAGCAGGAGACACCUGGCGGAGUUUUACAUGGUGGAGGCAGAGAUCUGCUUCACUGACUCCCUGAAGGAUGUCAUGAAGCUGAUGGAGGAUGUGUUCAAGAGCAGCACAGCACAUCUGUUGUCUAACUGCGCAGAGGAUGUGUGGUUGUUUCAUAAAUCCAUCUCGCCUGGACAUCAGGAUAAAGUGGACUCUAUGCUGAAGAGAACCUUUAAUGUCAUUUCAUAUACAGAAGCAAUCGACAUUCUAAAUCGUAGUGCACAGCCCUUCACCUUCAGCCCAAAGUGGGGCUGUGAUCUUCAAACAGAGCAUGAGAAGUUCCUAGUUAAGCACUGCGGGAAUGUCCCAGUCUUUGUGACUGACUAUCCAUAUGACCUGAAGCCUUUCUAUACUAGAGACAACCAGGACCAUCCUCGGCAUACCGUGGCUGCGCUGGACCUGCUGGUGCCUGGAGUAGGGGAGCUGUGUGGAGGCUCUCUCCGAGAGGAAAGACUGGAUCUCCUGAAAGCACGACUCGCACGGGCUGGGUUGGAGAGCUCAUAUGCAUGGUAUCUGCAGCUGAGGCAGUUUGGUUCUGUUCCUCACGGAGGGUUUGGCCUGGGCUUUGAGAGGUACCUGCAGUGUGUUUUGGGAGUUGACAAUAUCAAGGACACCAUUCCAUUUGCAAGGUUUUCACGGUCCUGUCUUCUGUGAAACAGGCUACAUUAUAAUGAUAUUAUAAUAAACUAAUGGAAUGGAACUGAUGUUGGAUUUGGUAUUGUUGACUAUGACCUAUGACCUAGGUGACUCCUGAGACUCCACAGUGCUCAGAUGCACAUGGGGAGCAACUAAGUAUUCCAUGAUUUAAUAGGAAUUGUGCAGUUACAAAAACACAAAUUCUUUGACAAAUGUUUUCACUGUACAAUAUAUCCUCUUUUGUAAAGUUAAAUAUCUAAUAAAUUGAAGGUAGAAAAUAUGAA